AUGCUCCCUCUAAAAGCCACAACCGAUAAAAUGAAAUAUCAACCAGCCACAAUACCUUAUCAACCACCACAUUUGCACAUCCAAACGGUCCCAAAGAUCUGCAAAUCUCGGAUCUCCCUGCAUCCCGUAAUAAAAGACAGGCCUGCUUACCGCGCUUACAUCAAAACUCGCACUGCUCUAGCCACAACUGCCCUCAUAAUCAUAUCUACAGUAACCUUCCUGUCUCUGGUAUUCCCCAAACCAUCAAAUUUCUCCUGGUUCUUAGUACAAGAUCCUAUAACCCCCUCCUCGUAUUCACCUCACCUAGCCUCCAUAGACCGCCAACAUCUCAACCUGGAUCCCUUUGCCAUAGAUUCCGUAAACUCUUCUCAUAACCGCUCUCAUGUCUUUUCAAAAGCUGCUGUCUCCUCAGACGUCCCCCAGUGCUCAAACAUGGCCACAGAUAUCCUAAAACAAGGCGGAUCUGCUGUAGACGCUGCAGUCACCAUGGCACUGUGUCUGGGCUCCAUCAACAGCUUUUCCUCUGGUAUUGGUGGAGGCGGCUUCAUGGUUGUCGCACAAAAUGCCAACAAAUCGCACACUUUCAACUUUAGAGAACGAGCCCCAGCUGCUGCUCACAAACACAUGUUCAAUGGUAACGAUCCUCUCGCAUCCAAAGUAGGCGGUCUUGCCAUUGCAAUUCCAGGCGAGCUCGCAGGACUUUACGCCGCUUUUGAAAAAUACACAUCGGGGAAACUUUCCUGGGCUGAUCUCGUGCGGCCAGUGGCUGAACUCAACAGAAACGGCUUUGCUAUGAGUGAACCUUUGGCACAUGCUCUUGCCACUGUGGAGUCAACUUUUGUAAAAUCUCCAGAACAGUGGGGGUGGCUCCUCACAGAUGCCCCACUCCCCAAAGAUGGCCAAACUCCUCCAGACGACGGUUUGGGGAAUGACAGUUUGGGGCAUGAAUACCACCACCACACAUCUACUCCGCCCAGUGGCAACUUGCGUGCCAAAGUCUACGGAGAAAUUGUUCGCCGCCCAUUUCUUGCAAGAACCUUAGACUUGAUUGCACAGAACGGGUCUUCAGCAGUUUUUUAUGACCCAGAAGGCCCUAUCGCACCAUACCUUGUAAAAGCUAUUGAAAAAGCUGGAGGAAUUGCAACGCUAUCAGAUUUCGCAAACUACUCAGUCGAAAUCUCAACCCCGCAACAAACAACACUUGAUCUUGGAGACGGGGCUCUCAGAAGAGUCUAUACCAUGAAUAACCCAUCUAGUGGUCCUGUUCUAUUAUUCGGACUCAACGUUAUAGAGGAGCUUCACAAAAAAUGGGGAAAAACUGGUUCUGCAAAUAAUCAAGAUGUUGAUCACUGGGUGGACUUUGAAGAUAUCGCCACACAACGACUUGUUGAAACAAUGAAGUGGAUGGGCUCUUCGCGUUCACAGCUCGGCGAUUUUGUUGAUAUUGACAAUUCAGCGGCCAUUGCACGAAUCAUUUCCAAACAGUUUUCUCAAGGAAUUGCUCAGUCCAAUGUCUCAGACACAAAAACUCACCCAUGGGAGUACUACGAUCCAGCUUAUGAAUCUGUAGACCCCCACGGUACAACCCACUUUUCCAUUAUAGACGAAAAUGGGCUUGGAGUCGCCAUGACCACCACAGUCAAUUUAUUUUUCGGCGCGCUGGUCGCGGACCCUGUAACUGGAAUACUCCUUAACAAUGAAAUGGACGACUUUUCUGUCCCAGGAACAAGCAACGCGUUCGGUCUUGCACCUUCAAUCUACAACUACGUGGCCCCGUUCAAGCGUCCGCUUUCGUCAUGCACCCCAACCGUUAUUACUGCCUCGCAAUCACCCGACGGUACUGAUGAGGCCGUGGAGAUGAUUAUUGGCGCAUCUGGAGGAUCCCGCAUUUUGACUACUGUGUUCCAAGCAAUUGUCCGCAAACUUUUUUACCGUAUUUCACUUGCACAAACUAUCCAGUCGUCGCGCAUACAUCACCAGCUACUUCCGCAUGUAGCCGUGCUCGAAGUCGGUGCCCCGGCACAUGCCGCACAUGCUUUGGCAAACAAAGGUCACAAGGUCAUGUUUGGUCCUCCAGGAAGCGUUGCGAAUGGACUUUACCACGAUGUUUUGAAACGCGAGCAAGGCGCAGAGCAUGGUAAAAUUAGUGCUGUGGCUGAUUGGUGGCGCAAACGUGGCGCACCAGCUGGUUACUGA
Molecule: messenger RNA, 2196 nt
Organism: Magnusiomyces paraingens
Lineage: Eukaryota; Fungi; Ascomycota; Dipodascomycetes; Dipodascales; Dipodascaceae
Exons: 1
Coding region: 1-2196 (731 amino acids)
Biological process (GO): glutathione catabolic process
Cellular component (GO): plasma membrane; fungal-type vacuole
Molecular function (GO): glutathione gamma-glutamate hydrolase
Source: RefSeq, a predicted model, not a curated record